ACACUCGCGAUUGAAAUUGUUUGAAGACAUGGGCUAUGGGCCAACGACUUGGAGAAAUUAUUUCAUCAGAAAAUGAAUCUUUCUUUCUCCAUCUAGAUCUCAUUCCCGACGACGUGUGUGACGCGAGACGAGAGAUCGAAUGAAGUUUUAGGCAAUUGUUUGAAACAUGUACAAAUUUAAGUGUUUAUUCAUAUUGGCAUCACUGCUACCACUAAUUCCAGCAAGCUUAUCUCAAGACGAAGUUCAAAGAAGACCCAUAAGGAAGCCGUUGUUUUUGAAUGAAAAACGUCCGAACGAUGACGUAACAUUGGACGCGUCAGAGUACACGUCAGAUUUCCAUAGCGACACAAGCGACAUAAACUCCGAGUAUAAACCCUGGCAGUACAGGUCUAAAAUCGGUCUGAAACCCUGGCAGUACAGGUCGGAAAUCGACGAUUUUCCAACCAACGUCAGAACGUAUAAAAUCUACAACCCUCGUGGAAGCUUGGCUAUAAAAACCAAUGGCCAAGUCUAUGCGACAUUAGGAAAUGCAGAAACCAAAUUCAAAAUGAUGCUCUAUGGUAUACACAAAGGAAAGUACAGAGUGAGGUUGAAAAAUGAGAAACAUCACAAGUUCAUAGCCAUCUCAUGCAAGACUGGUAUCGUCUACUCGACGACAAAUGAACAGAACCUGGAAACAGUUUUAAUAUACCAACCGAAGAAUGGUAACACGAGAUUUCGGUCGGAGAAGUGUCCACAAAGUUCAAACGACUGGUAUUUAGGGGUCAAUAAAGAUGGAAGUAUAAAAAAUGCAAAAACCGCAUCUGUCAGCGGUACUGGAACCAAAUUUCUGCUUAUUCCCGUUUAGAUAUCGUAAAUUUGCAGUUAGAACUAACAUAUUAUAUGAAUUUAAUAGAAAAUAUACUAGUUUGCUAAGAGAAGAAAUAAAAACAUUCAACAAUUCAAUUGCACUUUAG
This is a messenger RNA of Dendronephthya gigantea, 956 nucleotides long. RefSeq lists its product as uncharacterized. The coding region runs from base 167 to 847 and encodes 226 amino acids. Gene Ontology annotation, molecular function: growth factor activity. The record is from RefSeq and is a predicted model, not a curated record. The transcript is spliced from 5 exons. NCBI's taxonomy places the organism in Eukaryota, Metazoa, Cnidaria, Anthozoa, Malacalcyonacea, Nephtheidae.